Molecule: messenger RNA, 862 nt
Organism: Paramecium tetraurelia
Lineage: Eukaryota; Ciliophora; Oligohymenophorea; Peniculida; Parameciidae
Exons: 5
Source: RefSeq, a predicted model, not a curated record
AUGCCAUAAAUGCAAUCAAAAAUAAUGCUUCGUUAAAUGUGUAAAACUUCUAAAUUGCUGUGGGAACAAACUCUAAUUCUCCAAACCUUAGAAGUUCUGCAAACUUUGAUUAUUGAAUAUUAAAUUCAAAUCUUAUAUUUGAUUGUCUCUUAAAUUUAUAAAUAUAGAGGCUUGAGAAAAAUUUAUAAAGGAACCUAAUAGAUUAUUGUCAAAAAUAUUGUUAUUUUCUCGGUUUCUUUUCAGGAACAGAAAUACAGAAUUUGCGUACCAAUCAGUCAAGCCACAUCUUAAUCUAAUUGUUGCUCAACUAUUAAGAUAGUUGGCAUAGUGGCUUCAAUGCCAUUAACUUUUAUGAGAAGAAAAUGCAAAUAGUAGUUAACUAUAGUUACAACAAGAUUAAUAAAUGAUUUAUAGAGAUAACUAGAGAAAGAAGGCUUGUUUUGGUGUUAUAGAGUAUAAAUUAAGGUUUAUGAAGAGUGUUGUUGCUGCAGUUUUGGAAGAGAAUUUAUAGAAAUUUAGAGAAUUUUAGUAGUAUAUUUACAAAAGGUUAGGACUCUAAGAAACUCUAUUUUUUAGUAAUAAUAUGUCGAUCGAGUGCAGCAGUAUUAGCUAUUUUGAUUCUAUAUCCAUUUGAUAACCUAAGAAUAAAAUAUUGGGCCUAAAACUAAAGACGAUAUCAUUAACUGAAGGUCUGGAAGAAUUUUAUUAAAGCUAUUUACCAUGAUUAAUCAAAAAUUUAUCUAAUUUGAAAUUCUGUGGAGGGUAUAUGAACAACUAGCUUGAAAACAGAGGUUGAAAAACAUGGAUCUAUGAGUGAUUUAGGAACUUAGGAUAGAUAUUUUAUAUAUUUUAUUUUGUUUCA